AUGGAUAACGAUAGGUUGCAUGCAUAUUAUAGAGCUCAAUCUCUUGGUGCCAUGAUGUUAAAAACGACCGAGCAGUUAUUAAAUACGGACAAUCAUGACCUCCAACUAAAUAUUGAAAAUACAACUACCCGUAUGAACCGUGAUAACAAUGAUUUGAGAAUAAUCGCUGGAUCAAUCAAAACAAAUCCAUUUUUGAGUAACGAUGGUGAUCAGUUGUAUCGUCUGUCAACUGGUGUAGUUAUACCAGACGAUGUUGUUAAAGAGCUGUUAACGUGUGGCUCUGUUGGUGCUGUACAAGCAACAGAAUUCAUUACCAAACGAUUACUAAAUAAAGUAGUCAAAUAUGAUGAUAAAAUUGUUAGUAAUAACGUACGAACAUUAUCAAGUUACCAAGAAAUAAGUCGUCCAAUGGCAAAACCAAAAACUGAUAAACAAAAGAAGAAAAUUCAAAUGUUUUUAUCCAAUAUUUCAAUGAUUAAGACUCAUAGACAGUUGGAUCUUGUUGAUAUCUUCAAACAUGAGAUAAUAGAAUCACCGCCAGCUUUAUCUUUUGAAUCUGGAACAUUAUACCAUCCACAAGAGAGAAAUUCAAUUGUAUCAUAUUUUGAAAACUUAUUUCCAAAACAUGUUGUACGUGAUAAAUUUUCACUAAAAUGCCCAAUACAUUUAUUAAUUAAUGGUAGUGAUUUAUUGGUAAACGUUUCACCGACGAAGGCAGCAACAUAUGAAGAAUAUGCAAUAGAAACAAUGGCAGCUAUCACUGAGUCGUUUGAUAUAAUGGAACGAAUUGAUAUUGUGUUCAACUCAGACAUUACCACUGAAUUAAAAGAUUACAUUCAACAAACUUCAUCAUCAAAAAAUGUCAUUAAAGCCGUAAUUCAACCACAUCACAAAAUUGUUGAUGCAAAAAAAAUUAAGAAGUGGCAAGAAUUUAUCGAUUCGAAUGAAGAUGCUAUAGCAGCAUGUCUUAAGCAGGUCAGUCAGAGGUUAAAUUAUAUGGUCCCAUCGGGUAAAAAAUUGAUAAUCUCUGGACCUGACAAUAAUUCAGUUUUUAUCACGGACAGUGGAUACAAAAACUGUGACGAGCUCAAUUCAAAUCAACCAUUAUUAUGUACACGAUUGUUAUUUAACGCAUCACAAAAAAUGAAUGAUAAUUAUUCAAUGACAAUUAUAAAAUCGACUAAUACGGAUGUUGUUAUACUUGGUAUUGCAUUAAUGAAUAGUAUCGGCACUGAAGUCUGGAUUAAUGUUACAUCCGAUACCAGAAAUAAAGAAAAUAAAAGUCAAAAUCUUAAUGUUUCUGAGAUAAAUAAAGAAUUUUUUAUUAAAUAUCUAAUUUCAAGCGAAAUAUUAUUACCGUUACAUGCUCUAUCUGGCAGUGAAAUAACAUCACACAUUCGUGGAAUUACAAAGAAAACAAUUUUCGAUACAUUUCUAAACCAUGUUGACAAAUUUGAAAAAAUAUUAGAAAUAAGUACUUUUCCUUUGUCUGGCGAUUCACUACGAGCUGCAGAAAGUCUGUUACUAUGUGCAGCUAAGAAUAGUCAGUCAAACCUUGAUCAUGCUCGUGCUGUUGCUGCGGCAAAUUACAUGAAAAAAGGCGAUGUUUCUGAGUUAUUACAAAAGUUAUUACCAACAUCAAAUGCUUGGCUACAACAUUGUAGACGAGCAAACUUAAUAUCAACAAUAUGGCGACAAGCUUUAAAUAGACUAUCCAUUCUACCACCAUUCGAGAAUAAUGGCUUUAGUUUACAAGAUAAUAUAUUGUAUAUUCAAUGGACAUCGAUUUCUACUUGGCCUGAUCAAAUCAAUGGUUUAAGGAUUUGUACUUGUGAGAAAGGGGAUUGUUCCCGGUGUUUCUGCAGUAAACAAAAUGUUUAUUGCAUACCAGAAGUGUGUGCCUGUGAUUUACAAGUUUGUACUAGACGUAAACAAUAA
This is a messenger RNA of Didymodactylos carnosus, 1938 nucleotides long. Lineage: Eukaryota; Metazoa; Rotifera; Eurotatoria; Philodinida; Philodinidae. The record is from the annotation of a GenBank genome assembly.